AUGCCCAAAACAGAAACCCCUAGAUGUAUAAUCAUUCGUCACGGUCAAACUGAAUGGAGCAAGUCAGGCCAAUAUACUGGCUUAACUGAUCUGCCAUUAACUCCAUAUGGUGUUAAACAAAUGAAGGCCACAAGCAAAUCAUUGUUUUUAGGCAAUAACUUUAUUAACCCUAAAAACAUAACAUAUGUUUUUACAUCACCAAGAACAAGAGCUAUUCAAACGAAAGAUCUAAUUUUGGAAAACGUUCCAGAACAUUUAAGAUCCAAUAUCAAAGUUAUUGUUGACAACGAUUUAAGAGAAUGGGAAUAUGGUGACUAUGAAGGGUUAUUGACCAACCAAAUUGUUGAAUUGAGAAAAUCAAGAGGCCUAGAUAAGGAAAGACCUUGGAAUAUUUGGAGAGAUGGUUGCGAAAAUGGUGAGUCUUCCAAACAUAUUGGUUGCAGAUUGUCUCAUGUCAUUGCUAGAAUCCAAAACUUACACCGCAAAAGUUUGGAAAAGGGUGAAAACAGUGACAUUUUGGUAUUUGCACACGGCCACACAUUAAGAUAUUUUGCAGCUUUAUGGUUCAUGAAAAAUGUCGAGAGCAUUGUAUACAAAGAUACAACACCACCAGACUUUUAUUCUCAUAUUGAAUUCAAAGAAGCUAAUGGCAAAGAUGUUACCGGCGAAUUGGAAAUUAUUAAAUUGCCUAAAUUCACCUAUUUGGUAGACAACCCAAUGUUUUUGUUGGAUGCUGGCGGUGUUGGUGUUUUAUCAUAUUCUCAUCACAACAUAGAUGAACCGGCUUUGGAACUAGCUGGUCCAUUUAAACCAGCUGUAGACGAAGAAUCUCAACAUGGUGAUAUUAAAUAG
Messenger RNA from Saccharomycodes ludwigii, 852 nucleotides. RefSeq names its product sedoheptulose-bisphosphatase (gene SHB17). Gene Ontology annotation, molecular function: sedoheptulose-bisphosphatase activity. The record is from RefSeq and is a predicted model, not a curated record. NCBI's taxonomy places the organism in Eukaryota, Fungi, Ascomycota, Saccharomycetes, Saccharomycodales, Saccharomycodaceae. The coding region runs from base 1 to 852 and encodes 283 amino acids. The transcript has a single exon. Gene Ontology annotation, biological process: ribose phosphate biosynthetic process.